AUGCUCGGCUUCGCGUCCUACUACGGCGACCACAUGGUGCUGCAGAAGGAGCCGGCGGGGGCCGUGGUGUGGGGCUACGGCGAGCCGGGGGCCAGCGUGACCGUGGCUCUCUCCGAGGACGGCGGCCUCGUCGUCAUGAAGAAGACGGCGCCAGUUAAAGGUCGGUCCUGGACCCUCGCCGGCGUCUCCCCGCGCCAGCAGCUCACCGGCCCGCAAACGCCCUCCGUGCUCUGGAACGCCAUGAUCCACCCGCUGCUCAACAUGACGCUGCGGGGCGUCGCUUGGUACCAGGGCGAGGCCAACGUCUUCCUGCACACGGACCUGUACAACUGCACCUUCCCCGCGCUCAUCGCCGACUGGCGCCGGGCUUUCCACGCCGGAUCGGCCGGGCAGACCGAGCUGCUCCUCCCCUUCGGCUUCGUGCAGUUGUCCACCUAUCGCCGGCAGAGCCCGGACGACAGCUUCGCCCGUCUCCGCUGGCACCAAACAGCCGAUCUGGGGCUCGUCCCCAACGCCAGGAUGCCCGGCACCUUCAUGGCCGUGGCCAUGGAUCUGUGCGACGAGCGCUCUCCCUACGGCAGCAUCCACCCCCGGGACAAGCAGAACGUGGCCCACCGGCUUCACCUGGGCGCCAGGGCCGUGGCGUACGGGGAGAAAGACCUGGUUUUCCAGGGGCCGUACCCGAUCCGGGCCGUCCUGGAGGUGAGCAAGGCUCUUCGGCCGCGCGGGGGGCUGCCGGCACCGGCGGUGGCGGUGGGGUCCCGGACGGUGACGCUGGCCCUGGCCGGCUGCGGGACGCUGGUGCUGGGCUUGCGCUACGCCUGGGCCGAGUGGCCCUGCGACUACGAGUCCUGUGCCCUCUACAACGCCCAGGGGCUCCCCGCACCCCCUUUCCUCAUGGAUGUCCUGCCCGUAGGGGAAACGGCCGGAGGGAGGGAGCUGCUCCUCCUCCCCGGCUCCCGAGGGAUUUAG
Messenger RNA from Nipponia nippon (crested ibis), 972 nucleotides. The record is from RefSeq and is a predicted model, not a curated record. NCBI's taxonomy places the organism in Eukaryota, Metazoa, Chordata, Aves, Pelecaniformes, Threskiornithidae.